CCUUCCUCCGCGGAGACCCUCUACGUGUUGUUUAGAACAUGGGGCCUGCCAGGCGCCUCGUUACCAUCAAGAGGAGCGGGGUGGACGGUCCCCACUUUCCCUUGAGCCUCAGCACCUGCUUGUUUGGAAGGAGUAUCGAAUGUGACAUCCGUAUCCAGCUUCCUGUAGUGUCCAAACAACAUUGCAAAAUUGAAAUCAGUGAGCAGGAGGCAAUUUUAUAUAAUUUCAGCUCCACAAAUCCAACACAAGUAAAUGGGUUGGCUAUUAAUAAGCCUGUACAACUAAAACAUGGAGACGUAAUAACCAUUAUUGAUCGAUCUUUCAGGUAUGAAAAUGACAGUUGUCAGGAUGGAAACAAGUCAACGGAAUUUCCAGCAAAAAUACAAAAACAGGAACCAUCACAUCAUGUCUCAAGAUCUAGCUUAUCUUCUGAUGCUGAUGGGAAAGAUCAAGAUUCCAAUGCCCAUCAAAAAGUCACAGAAGGAAAAGUUUCGAGAAGUCGUCUGGUACAUGUCAAGAAUAUCAAAAGAGACAGUUCUGCCUCUGAUGGGUCAAAAGACAAUGUUGCCCAGGAAACACCUAAUGUUCCUUCCUCAGAACUUCCUGGACAUAAUGGCAGAAAUGCAAGUAGUCCCAUUGGUGGAGAUUUUAAAGAAAAUUCUAGGGUAAAAUUAGUGAGCUGUUAUGGAGAAUUGAAGUCUUUUUCCUCUCCGCAAUAUCUUGACAGUAGCAAAAAAAAUGAAUCUCCCUUUAGGAAGCUUUAUCAGUCAAUGAAGAAAGAGUUGGAGGUAAAAUCACAAAAAGAAAAUGUUCUGCUGUAUCAUAAAAAAUCAAGAUCACAAAGUGAUUACACAACAGAAAAAGAAAGUGCUGACAGUUUACAGAGUGAGACUCAACCACCGGUCUCAGGUAAACCGAGACAGAAAUCUGGUGGAAGCACCCACGUCAUGACAUCCCCUGCUGCACCCAGACAAGAAUCCAUCCAGACGGAGAGCAAAGGAAGUGAGGCAGAGUUGGUGCCCAGAGAGGCCAUGGGCUCCAGCACGCCUCUCUCUGAGACAACUAAAGUGAAGACCCCAGGACGAUAUUCACAGCAGCAAAAUCCUUCACGAAAACGUAAGAAUGAAGACUUGUAUGUUAUUAGUGGAAGAACCUCUAUGAAUCUGGAUAAAAUUGAAGACUUCAAGGCAGAGGAUAAAACACGUACUCCUAGGGAGAUUUUAACUAGAAAUCAAACAACUGAAGUUGAAGAUGCUGCCAACUCUGCUGCUAAGUCAGAAAAUCUCUCUUCUAAAAGGAAGAGGAGUAUUCCUACACAUGUGGAAGCUAUGCCUACUGAGACAGAAAUUCAGAGUGACCCGUUUUUAACUCUAUGGCUCACUGAAGUUGAAAGGAAGAUUCAAAAGGAUUCCCUCAACAGGCCUGAGAAAUUGGGCACUACAGCUGGACAGAUGUGCUCUGGUUUACCUGUUCUUAGUUCAGUUGAUAUCAGCAACUUUGGUGAUUGCAUUAAUAAGAGUGAGGGGGGGCCACUGAAACGAAGGCGUGUGUCCUUUGGUGGUCACCUACGACCAGAAUUGUUUGAUGAAAACUUGCCUCCCAAUACCCCUCUCAAAAGAGGAGAAACACCAACAAAAAGAAAGUCUCUGGUUACUCACACCCCAACAACCGUCCUGAAGAAAAUCAUCAAGGAACAUCCUCAACUAUCAAGCAAGGAAGAGUCUGCUUCCGAAAUCCAUUUGGAAAUGACAGCACAAAAUGUGUAUGUGAGCUCUCCAGCUCCUGGGCCUGGUACUGGUCCAGGUCCUGGGCCUGGUCCUAGGACAACUCCAGUUACAAAUGGUCAAAGCUGUAGAUCAUGCAAGGCGUCCUUUGUUUCCAGUGGCAGCAAAUCUCAGACAGAUAUUCUUAAGAGAGGAGGGAGGAAGAGUGGCAACCUGCCUUCAAAGAGAACUUCUAUCAGUCGGAGUCAACAUGACAUUUUACAGAUAAUUUGUUCCAAAAGAAGGAGUGGAGCUUCUGAAGCCAAUUUAAUUGUUGCAAAAUCAUGGGCAGAUGUUGUAAAACUUGGCGCAAAACAAACACAAACAAAAGUCGUGAAACAUGCACCUCAAAGGCCAGUAAACAAAAGACAGAGAAGACCCAACACUCCCAAGAAGCCUGUGGACAAUGUUCAUCGACAGUUCAGCACAGGCCAUGCAAACUCUCCUUGUACCGUAAUAAUAGGAAAAGCUCACGUUGAAAAAGUAAACAUGCCUGCUCAGCCCUACAGAAUGCUAAACAACUUUGUUUCCAAGCACAAAUUGGACUUUAAGGAAGAUCUUUCAGGACUAAGUGAAAUGUUCAAGACACCAGUGAAGGAGAAACCACAACCGAUGAGCUCGUGUCCUGUUGCUCUUUCAAGUUCAGAAAAUUUGCUUGGAAAAAAGCUUCAAGUCACUAAAUCGGGAGAAGAACCUGUGCUACCCACUUCAGAGAGUUUUGGAGAAAAUGUGCUCUUCAGUACUCAGGAUGCCCUAAAAGAGCUAUCUGAUAAAUAUUCUGCAAGCCCUACUUUAAGGCAGCAGUGUAUGAAAGAAAAUGACACUCUUCUGAAAACUCCUAACACCUCUAGAGUGACUCCUGUUAAGAUGAAAACUUCAGAUAUGGAGCCAGAGGCUUCAAAGACAGUGUCCAGUGCAAGCAGGUUAAGGACAUCUAUGGAGCUCAGAAAUACAAUGAAGAUGCCUAUAGAAUGUAAGAGUGAAGACACAGAAAGGGACAUUGAUAACAUCAUGAGAAGAGGUCUGCGGAGGCCACUGCUACGAGAAAAGAAAGUAGGAGAGAUGGAAGAAAUUGAAAGAUCUGAAAAAUGUAUGGAAAUUAUCAAAUCAAAAGAAAAUUCUGAAAUGAUGGCAGCUGGGAGGGGAACCAGAAGAAGUUGGGGGCAGACAUGUAAGCCAGCAUCUUACUCUGCAGGCCUCAAGAGAUGGCCAGAGGGAGCCCCCGCAAAAGACGUGGCAGAUAGCCAAGUUCUCCUCCAAACACCACAUCACACCAAGGAACCAAUGAAUGAGAAGGCUCAAACCUCUAAAGUGCACUGCAAAUCUUUACAGCCAGAACCAACCAACAAUCCCAUAAGCACAAAAGGACAGCCCAAGACAUCUCUGGGAAAAGUGGACCUGAAAGAAAAGGUCCCAUCACUCAGCAGGCUCCCACAAACACCAGAGGAAAACCUGCACACACACAAAGAUAAAGGCACCAAAGUGCUUCAAGAGACUUCACAGCAGAAAGUGCACCCAGAGGACUGUGUAACUGGAAGGAUAGGGAGGCCCAGAGCACCCAGGGAAGAGGUCCAAACCCUAGAAGAUCUGGCUGGCUUUAGAGAGCUCUUCCAAACACCAAAACCCAAUGACAAGCCCAUAGCUGAUGACAGGGCUGCUAAAAUACCCAGCAACUCUCCACAGCCAGGAUCAGUGAGCACCCCAACAAGCACGAAAAGACAGUCCAAGACACCUUUGGGGAAAAUGGGUGCAGAGGAAAAGUUCUCACGAACACCUACGGAGUCCACACCCACACCCAAAGUACCAGAUGAGGACAAAGGCAUCAAAACCUUCAAAGAAUCUGUAAAGCAGAAACUGCAGCCAGUGGCAAGUGUAGCUGGCAGCAGGAGAAGGUCAAGAGCAGCCAAGGAAGAAGUCCAAUCCCUAGAAGAGCUGAUUGGAUUCAAAGAACUCUUCCAAACACCAGGGCACACUGAGAGGUCAAUGAUUAUUGACCAAAGCACAGAAAUACUCCACACAUCUCCACGAUCAGAACCAGUGGACACCCCAACAAGCAAAAGGAGACAGCCUGAGACAUGUCUAGGGAAAAUGGAUGUAGGAGGGGAGCCCCCAACAUUGAAGAAGCUCUCACAAACACCGGAGGGAUUCAUGCACACCCCCAAAAUACCAGCUGAUGACAAAGGCAUCAAAGCCUUCAAGGAAUCUGCAAAGCAGAAACUAGAGACUGUGGCAGGUGUAGCUGGCAGCAGGAGAAGGUCAAGAGCAACCAAGGAAGAAGUCCAAUCCCUAGAAGAACUGACUGGCUUCCAAGAGCUCUUCCAAACACCAAGGCACACUAAAAGGUCAAUGACUAUUGACCAAAGCACAGAAACACUCCGCACAACUCCACAACCAGAACUAGUAGAGGCCCCAACGAUCACAAAGAGACAGCCCAACACAAGUCUCAAGCCAGUGGCUGCAGAGGAAGAACUUUUAGCCCUCAGGAAGCUGACACCAUCAUCUGGGAAAGCUAUGGGCACACCCAGACCACUAGCAGGUGAUGAGAAAGGCAUCAAAGCCUUUAUGGACACUGCAAAGCAGAAAUCAGAUGUCACAGAAAAUUUAAGUGGACAUAAGAGGAGGCCAAGAGUUCCUGAGGAAAAGGGUCAGUGCCCAGAAGACAUGUCUGGUUUCAAAGAGCUCUUCCAAACACCAAAAUGCAAUAACAGGCCCAUAACUGACAGCAAAACUAUGAAAAUACCCUGCACACCUCCACAGGUAGAACCGGUGAACAGCCCAACAAGCACGAAAAGGCGGCCCAAAACACCUUUGGGGAAAAUAGAUGUAGGGGAGGAGCCCCCAACAGCAACGAAGCUCUUGCAGACACCAGUGGAAUCCAUGCACUCCCCUGAAGUACCAGCUGAGGACAAAGGCAUGAAAGGAUUUAAGGACUCUGCAAAGCAGAAAUUGGAGCCAGCUGGCAGCAGAAGGUCAAGAGUAACCAAGAAAGUUGCCCAACCCUUAGAAGAGCUGAUUGGGUUCAAAGAGAUCUUUCAAACACCAAAACCCAAUGACAGACUCAUAGCUGAUGACAGCACUGUUAAAAUACCUGGCAUGUCUUCACAGCCAGGAUUGGCAAACACUCCAGCAAACAUGAAAAGACAGCCUAAGACAUCUUUUGGGAAAAUGGAUGCAGGGGAAGAGCUGCCAACAUUGAGGAAGCUCUCACAAACACCAGGGGAAUUCAUGCACACCUCCAAAAUGCCAGCUGAGGACAAAGGCAUCAAAGCCUUCAAGGAAUCCACAAAGCAGAAACUAGAGUCAGUGGCAGGUGUAGCUGGCAGCAGGAGAAGGUCAAGAGCAACCAAGGAAGAAGUCCAAUCCCUAGAAGAACUGACUGGCUUCCAAGAGCUCUUUCAAACACCAAGGCACGCUGAGAGGUCAAUGACUAUUGACCAAAGCUCAGUAAUACUCUGCACAUCUCCUCAACCAGAGCCAGUGGACACCCCAACAAUCAUAAAGAGGCGGUCCAACACAAGUCUUAAGUUUCUUCCUCAAGUAGAGGAAGAGCUUUUAGCUCUCAGGAAGCUGACACCAUCAUCUGGGAAAGCCAUGGACAUGCCCAGACCACUAGCAGGUGAUGAGAAAGGCAUCAAAGCCUUUAUGGCCACUGCAAAGCAGAAAUCAGAUAUCACAGAAAAUUUAAGUGGACAUAAGAGGAGGCCAAGAGUUCCUGAGGAAGAAGGUCAGUACCGAGAAGACAUGUCUGGCUUCAAAGAGCUCUUCCAAACACCAAAAUGCAAUAACAGGCCCAUAACUGACAGCAAAACUAUGAAAAUACCCUGCACACCUCCACAGGUAGAACCGGUGAACAGCCCAACAAGCACGAAAAGACAGCCCAAAACACCUUUAGGGAAAAUGGAUGUAGGGGAGGAGCCCCCAACAGCAACGAAGCUCUUGCAGACACCAGUGGAAUCCAUGCACACCCCCAAAGUACCAGCUGAGGACAAAGGCAUGAAAAGAUUUAAGGACUGUGUAAAGCAGAAAUUGGAGUCAGCAGGCAGCAGAAGGCCAAGAGCAGUUAAGGAAGAGACCCAACCCCUAGAAGAUUUGGCUGGUUUCCAAGAGGUCGUGCAGACACCAGGGCACGCUAAAGAAUCAGUGAUUGUUGAUCAAAGCAUAAAAGUACUCUGGAAAUCCUCGCAAUCACAACUGAUGAACACUCCCACAAGCAUGAAGGGACAGCCCACAACAUCUCUGGGAAAAGUGGACCUGAAAGAAAAGGUCCCAGCACUCAGCAGGCUCCCACAAACACCAGAGGAAAACCUGCACACACACAAAGGCACCAAAGUGCUUCAGGAGACUCCACAGCAGAAAGUGCACCCAGAGGAUUGUGUAACUGGAAGGGUAGGGAGGCCCAGAGCACCCAGGGAAGAGGUCCAAACCCUAGAAGAUCUGGCUGGCUUUAGAGAGCUCUUCCAAACACCAAAACCCAAUGACAAGCCCAUAGCUGAUGACAGGGCUGCUAAAAUACCCAGCAACUCUCCACAGCCAGGAUCAGUGAGCACCCCAACAAGCACGAAAAGACAGUCCAAGACACCUUUGGGGAAAAUGGGUGCAGAGGAAAAGUUCUCACGAACACCUACGGAGUCCACACCCACACCCAAAGUACCAGAUGAGGACAAAGGCAUCAAAACCUUCAAAGAAUCUGUAAAGCAGAAACUGCAGCCAGUGGCAAGUGUAGCUGGCAGCAGGAGAAGGUCAAGAGCAGCCAAGGAAGAAGUCCAAUCCCUAGAAGAGUUGAUUGGAUUCAAAGAACUCUUCCAAACACCAGGGCACACUGAGAGGUCAAUGAUUAUUGACCAAAGCAUAGAAAUACUCCACACAUCUCCACGAUCAGAACCAGUGGACACCCCAACAAGCAAAAGGAGACAGCCUGAGACAUGUCUAGGGAAAAUGGAUGUAGGAGGGGAGCCCCCAACAUUGAAGAAGCUCUCACAAACACCGGAGGGAUUCAUGCACACCCCCAAAAUACCAGCUGACGACAAAGGCAUCAAAGCCUUCAAGGAAUCUGCAAAGCAGAAACUAGAGCCUGUGGCAAGUGUGGCUGGCAGCAGGAGAAGGUCAAGAGCAACCAAGGAAGAAGUCCAAUCCCUAGAAGAACUGACUGGCUUCCAAGAGCUCUUCCAAACACCAAGGCACACUAAAAGGUCAAUGACUAUUGACCAAAGCACAGAAACACUCUGCACAACUCCACAACCAGAACUAGUAGAGGCCCCAACGAUCACAAAGAGACAGCCCAACACAAGUCUCAAGCCAGUAGCUGCAGAGGUAGAACUUUUAGCCCUCAGGAAGCUGACACCAUCAUCUGGGAAAGCUAUGGGCACACCCAGACCACUAGCAGGUGAUGAGAAAGGCAUCAAAGCCUUUAUGGACACUGCAAAGCAGAAAUCAGAUGUCACAGAAAAUUUAAGUGGACAUAAGAGGAGGCCAAGAGUUCCUGAGGAAGAGGGUCAGUGCCCAGAAGACAUGUCUGGUUUCAAAGAGCUCUUCCAAACACCAAAAUGCAAUAACAGGCCCAUAACUGACAGCAAAACUAUGAAAAUACCCUGCACACCUCCACAGGUAGAACCGGUGAACAGCCCAACAAGCACGAAAAGGCGGCCCAAAACACCUUUGGGGAAAAUAGAUGUAGGGGAGGAGCCCCCAACAGCAAUGAAGCUCUCACAGACACCAGUGGAAUCCAUGCACUCCCCUGAAGUACCAGCUGAGGACAAAGGCAUGAAAGGAUUUAAGGACUCCGCAAAGCAGAAACUGGAGCCAGCUGGCAGCAGAAGGUCAAGAGCAGCUAAGGAAGAGGCCCAACCCCUGGAAGACCUGGCUGGCUUCCAAGAGCUCUUCCAAACACCUGGACAUGCUGAGGAAGCAGUGAGCAUUGACCAAAGCAUAAAAAUACCCUGCACAUGUCUACAACCAGAACCAGUGAACAUCCCAGAAAACACAGAGAGCCGGCCCCAGCGAAGUCUCAGGAAAGUGUCAGCAUUGAGGACACUCAUGCAAACAUCAAGGGAGUCCACAUACACACACACAGCACCAAUAGGUGAGGGCAAAGGCAUCCGGGGGUUCAAGGACUCUACAAAGCAGAAACUGGACCCUGUAGCCAGUGUACAUGGCAGCAGUAGGCCAAGAGCAGCUAAGGAAAGUGCUCAAUCCCUACAAGACCAGCCUCGCUUCAAAGAGCCCUUCCAAACACAAGGUCCCACUGAGGAAGCAAUGACUGAUAUUAAAACCAGUAGGUUCCCACAACCCAAACCAGUGGACAUUCCAGAAAAGAUAGAGCGCCGGCCCCAGAGAAGCCUUAGGAAAGGCUCAGCACUGAGGACAUUCACGCAAACAUCAGGGGAGUCUACACACACACACACAGUACCAGCAGGUGAAGGCAAAGGCAUCAAAGCAUUUAAGGAGACUACAGAACAGAAACUGGAGAUGGUGGCGAGUGUACCUGGCAGUAGGAGAAGGGCAAGAGCAGCUAAGGGAAGUUCUCAAUCCCUAGAAGACCAGCCUAGCUUCAAAGAGCCCUUCCAAACUCAAGGUCAGACUGAGGAAGCAGUGACUAGUGUUAAAACCAGAAGGUUCCCACAACCAGAACCAGUGGUCAUCCCAGAAAACACAGAGAGCCGGCCCCAGAGAAGCCUCAGGAAAGGCUCGGCACUGAGCACAUUCAUGCAAACAUCAGGGGAGUCUCCCCCCCCACACACAGCACCAGCUGGUGAGGGCAAAGGCAUCAAAGCAUUUAAGGAGACUACAGAGCAGAAACUGGAGAUGGUGGCAAGUGUACCUGGCAGUAGGAGGAGGACAAGAGCAGUUAAACAAAGUGCUCAAUCCCUAAAAGACCAGCCUAGCUUCAAAGAGCCCUUCCAAACUCAAGGUCACACUGAGAAAGCAGCAACUAGUGUUAAAACCAGAAGGUUCCCACAACCAGAACCAGUGGUCAUUCCAGAAAACACAGAGAGCCGGCCCCAGAGAAGGCUCAGGAAAGGCUCGGCACUGAGCACAUUCAUGCAAAUAUCAGGGGAGUCUCCCCCCACACACACAGCACCAGCUGGUGAGGGCAAAGGCAUCAAAGCAUUUAAGGAGACUACAGAGCAGAAACUGGAGAUGGUGGCAAGUGUACCUGGCAGUAGGAGGAGGACAAGAGCAGCUAAAGAAAGUGCUCAAUCACUAAAAGACCAGCCUCACUUCAAAGAGCCCUUCCAAACUCAAGGUCACACUGAGGAAGCAGCAACUAGUGUUAAAACCAGAAGGUUCCCACAACCAGAACCAGUGGUCAUCCCAGAAAACAAAGAGAGCCGGCCCCAGAGAAGCCUCAGGAAAGUCUCAGCACUGAGGAAGUUCACACAAACCUCAGGGGAGUCCACACACGCAUCCAAAGAACCCCGAAGUGGGGAUAAAUGCAUCCAAGUGGAUAAGCAAUCAGCAAAAAAUCAACUGGACCCAUCAGAAAAUAUAACAGGCAGCAAGAAGCAGCCAGGAGCCCCCAAGGAAGAGACUGAGCCCCUAGAUAAUCCAGCUGACUUCAAAGAGCUCUUUCCAAUACCAAGUCAACCUGAGGAACUGAGAAAGGAUGCUGAGAGCCUCCAGAGCACUCAAAAGCAAACCCCGGACAGUGGGAAACAUCCAAAAAUGCUCAGAAGGGUCCUUAGAUCCCUUAAAGUAAAAUCCAUGGAAGAUGUGGUAGGGACCAGAGACCCUGGAAAGUCACAAAGCAAAAGCAAUAGUUCCAUGUCCUCUAGGAAGAAGUGCAAAAAAGAUGAAAAUGUCACAGGAACCAAAAGGCUGCGCUGCAUGACGGCUGCAGAGGGGACUACAGAGGGGCUGCCAGUUAGCAAGAAGCAGAGGUCUGCGCCCUGGGAGGGAGGCCCGUCACCUGCACCCUUGGUGGUGAAGACAAGUCUGAGAGCGUCUACGAAAAGCACUGAACCCAUAGAAGAUCUGACCAGCAAUGGCGUGAAAACCAAGGGAAGGGCACACAGAGGAGGAGGUGCGGUCUCUCCAAGUGAGGGCAUGUCCCUGCGCCCCAGACGCCAAAAUAAAAGUGAUGCAGAGCAGCAGAGAACUGAGGCUCCUGGACCAGCAGAAAAAGUGAAGAGAAGUGAAAAGAAGUCCUUGAAGAUUUCCCAAGAAUUAGAGACUCAAAACCCAGAUGACAGAGUCAAGGAACCCACAUUGCAGGGCAAAGUCAGUGAAAGCAGAGUGUGCCUGAGAUCUGUCAAACAGAAUAAGAGUCCUCAGUCUGACCCAGCAGAGGAGAAGGGGCCAGAGGCAGGUGUGGAAACCCACACAAAGAAUCAGAGAGAGAAAGGAGUAAGAGGAAAUUCAAAUGCCGUGUGCCUGAGAGCAAGAAAGGCUGAACUCCAGCCUAAAGUCAACACUCUGGAGAGUGAAUCCAAGCAGAGAGUGACCCGGGGUAUCAAGAGGCGUGCAGAAAAUCCAAAGGAGGAUAAAGAAAUUAUGUCCAUCAAGAAAAUAAGAACCAGAAGCCAGAAGUCAUCAGGACAGUGAAGAUAUUUAGCCAAGAAAUUUAAGUGGAAAAAAUAUAAUAAAGUUAGUUUUAUGAUAA
Molecule: messenger RNA, 10362 nt
Organism: Nycticebus coucang (slow loris)
Lineage: Eukaryota; Metazoa; Chordata; Mammalia; Primates; Lorisidae
Gene: MKI67
Product: marker of proliferation Ki-67
Exons: 14
Coding region: 39-10304 (3421 amino acids)
Biological process (GO): regulation of mitotic nuclear division; regulation of chromosome segregation
Cellular component (GO): nucleus; chromosome
Molecular function (GO): protein binding
Source: RefSeq, a predicted model, not a curated record